Juglans microcarpa x Juglans regia is the source of this 1131-nucleotide messenger RNA. RefSeq names its product coatomer subunit beta'-2-like. The annotation marks the transcript as partial. The transcript has 9 exons. NCBI's taxonomy places the organism in Eukaryota, Viridiplantae, Streptophyta, Magnoliopsida, Fagales, Juglandaceae. Gene Ontology annotation, biological process: endoplasmic reticulum to Golgi vesicle-mediated transport; retrograde vesicle-mediated transport, Golgi to endoplasmic reticulum; intracellular protein transport. Gene Ontology annotation, cellular component: COPI vesicle coat. Gene Ontology annotation, molecular function: protein binding. The record is from RefSeq and is a predicted model, not a curated record.
ACUUUGUAUCAGAGAAAGCUUGCUCAAAGAUCAGAGAGAGUAAAGUCUGUGGAUCUGCAUCCUACCGAACCAUGGAUUCUUGCGAGUUUGUAUUCAGGAACCGUGUGUAUCUGGAACUACCAAUCACAGACCACAGCAAAGUCUUUUGAGGUUACAGAAUUACCAGUUAGGUCUGCCAAGUUUAUAGCACGCAAGCAAUGGGUUGUUGCUGGAGCUGAUGACAUGAUUAUUCGUGUAUACAAUUACAACACAAUGGAUAAGAUAAAAGUAUUUGAGGCACACACUGACUACAUUAGAUGUGUAGCUGUCCAUCCUACCCUUCCGUAUGUGCUGUCAUCAUCUGAUGAUAUGCUCAUAAAGCUUUGGGAUUGGGAGAAAGGUUGGAUGUGUACACAGAUUUUUGAGGGGCAUUCCCAUUAUGUGAUGCAAGUGACAUUUAAUCCAAAAGACACCAACACAUUUGCCAGUGCAUCUCUCGAUCGCACGAUAAAGAUAUGGAAUCUUGGCUCCCCUGACCCAAAUUUUACAUUGGAUGCCCAUCAAAAAGGUGUCAAUUGUGUUGACUACUUUACGGGUGGUGAUAAACCUUAUCUGAUUACUGGUUCUGAUGAUCACACUGCCAAGGUGUGGGAUUAUCAGACCAAAAGCUGUGUCCAGACAUUAGAGGGCCACACACACAAUGUCUCUGCGGUAUGUUUUCAUCCAGAACUUCCUAUAAUAAUAACUGGUUCUGAAGAUGGGACAGUUCGCAUAUGGCAUUCUACCACGUAUAGGCUUGAGAACACAUUGAAUUAUGGUCUUGAAAGAGUUUGGGCUAUUGGAUAUAUGAAAGGUUCACGUCGGGUUGUGAUUGGUUAUGAUGAAGGAUCUAUUAUGGUGAAGCUUGGUCGAGAAGAACCUGUUGCUAGCAUAUGGGCGAAACAUAAUGAAAUUCAAACUGUGAACAUUAAGAGUGUGGGAGCAGAUUUGGAGGUUGCUGAUGGAGAAAGACUUCCUUUGGCCGUUAAGGAGUUGGGAACCUGUGAUCUUUACCCACAGGUGAUAUGGCAUCCUUUUGGUCUCAUUUGAGUUCCAUUUAAUUAUGUUUGUGUUGUCAUUACUUCUACUUCUACCAUGUUAUCCUCAUGAUGU